UAAAGAUCAACAUUAAAAAUUUAAAUUUCCCUGAGUCUUGUCCUUUUCUAAAUGUGACAUGGACACAUGAGGAUGGGGAAUGAUUCAACCGUGACCAAAUUCUUUCUGGUGGGACUUUCCAAAUACCCAGAGCUCCAGCUUUUUCUGUUUGUGCUCUGCCUCAUCAUGUAUGUGAUAAUUCUGCUGGGAAAUAGCCUCCUCAUUGUCAUCAGCACAUUUGAUUCUCGCCUCCACACCCCCGUGUACUUCUUCCUUGGGAACCUCUCAUUCUUGGACAUCUGCUACACAUCAUCAUCCAUUCCCCCGAUGCUUGUCAUAUUUAAGUCUGAGAGAAAAUCUAUCUCCUUCAUUGGCUGUGCUCUGCAGAUGGUUGUCUCCCUUGGGUUGGGCUCCACUGAGUGUAUCCUCCUGGCUGUGAUGGCCUAUGAUAGGUAUGUGGCCAUCUGCAACCCACUGAGGUACCCCAUCAUCAUGAACAGGGUGCUUUAUGUGCACAUGGCUGCUUGGUCCUGGAUCAUAGGCUGCCUAAACUCCUUAGUGCAAACAGUCCUGACAAUGGUAUUGCCUUUCUGUGGGAAUAAUGUCAUUGAUCAUAUUACCUGUGAGAUCCUGGCUCUUCUUAAACUCAUAUGUUCAGAUAUCACCAUCAAUGUGCUUAUCAUGACAGUGGCAAAUAUUGUUUUACUGGUGAUUCCUCUGCUGUUAAUUCUCAUUUCCUAUGUUUUUAUCCUCUCUUCCAUCCUGAGAAUUAAUUCUGCUGAAGGGAGAAAGAAAGCUUUUUCUACCUGUUCUGCCCACCUGACUGUGGUUAUCCUGUUCUAUGGUUCAGCCCUUUUUAUGUACAUGAAGCCCAAGUCAAAGGACACAAAAGAAUCUGAUGAAAUCAUUGGACUGUCUUAUGGAGUGGUAACCCCGAUGUUGAAUCCCAUCAUCUACAGCUUGAGGAAUAAAGAGGUGAAAGAGGCUGUGAAGAAAGUCUUGAGCAGACACCUGCAUCUAUGGAAAAUAUAA
Neofelis nebulosa (Clouded leopard) is the source of this 1011-nucleotide messenger RNA. Its product is annotated as olfactory receptor 13D1. Lineage: Eukaryota; Metazoa; Chordata; Mammalia; Carnivora; Felidae. The record is from RefSeq and is a predicted model, not a curated record. The transcript has a single exon. Gene Ontology annotation, biological process: G protein-coupled receptor signaling pathway. Gene Ontology annotation, molecular function: G protein-coupled receptor activity; olfactory receptor activity. Gene Ontology annotation, cellular component: membrane. The coding region runs from base 67 to 1011 and encodes 314 amino acids.